Messenger RNA from Maniola jurtina (meadow brown), 2737 nucleotides. It is a transcript of the gene ena, whose product is annotated as protein enabled. The transcript has 15 exons. Gene Ontology annotation, molecular function: SH3 domain binding. NCBI's taxonomy places the organism in Eukaryota, Metazoa, Arthropoda, Insecta, Lepidoptera, Nymphalidae. The record is from RefSeq and is a predicted model, not a curated record. Bases 319 to 2475 code for a protein of 718 amino acids.
UCCUGCGUAUGCGCAGACGCAUGGAUCAAUGAUCUAUAGAUCGCUUUAUAGACCAAUCGUGUUAUGACAAUAGUUACAUUAUGGAAUGAUAAAGAUCCAUUGUGUAUGUGGUAUGUGAAGUGAUUAUUAGUUAUUGUGAGUGUGAUUAAAUAAUUUGUGAAUUUUCCAGCACAACAGUGAAGUUUUUUAGUGAAUAAAAUCUAAACGUUAUGCCAAGUGUUAUAGUGAAAUUAAUUUAACAGUGAAUUUUUCAAACUCGUAUAUCAGUUGAAACUAAAUGUUCAAAUACUGGAUUUCCAAAUUUAAUUAGCUGAAACCAUGCGUCGCAUGAAAAUGAAUAUAAACCCAGAUUUGGGGGAUCUUGAAGAGAUGCUAGCUCACGUACAAACUCAAAUUGAGCACGAAAUAGAUCUGGAGAUGGAAUCAAAAAUGCCUUCCCUAACCAGCGUCCAAGAAUCGCCCAAAAUGAAACGAUCCUCCUCGAUGAAAACGGACAGUUUUGAGUAUAGAAGACCUCCACCAAGACCAAAUUUAAGCAGAAUCCAAUGUGAUAAUGGUACAAAAAUUGAGGAUUUUAGAAAUGAGUAUGGACAAACUAAUUUAGUACUUAAUGGUUUGCGAGAUAGCCAAAAUAGUUUGAAGUCAAAUGAAGAAACUGCAUCGCAGAUAUCCUUUCAGUCGUUUCGGUCUGAACCAGUUAGGCAUUCAGUGAUGAGCCUGCCUGAUAAAAGGGACUGUAGCUCCCUCAAUGGGAGGUCCAAAACUGCGACCCUACCUAGAGGGUACGGUUCUACGAGGGAGAAGAAUUGGGAGGAGUACUGGCAACACGAGCAAUCGAUAAGCAGCGCCCGCGCUUCCGUCAUGGUCUACGACGACGCGAUGAAGAGGUGGAUUCCCUCCGGCUCCAGCUCUGGUCUGUCCAAGGUGCACAUCUACCACCACACGCAGCACAACACCUUCCGCGUGGUAGGAAGGAAGCUGAACGACCAUGAGGUGGUGAUAAAUUGCGGUAUCGUCCGAGGUCUGAAGUACAACCAAGCGACGGCCACCUUCCACCAAUGGCGGGACGCGCGGCACGUUUACGGUCUCAACUUCUCUUGCCGGGAAGACGCCGACAGCUUCGCUCGCGCGAUGAUGCACACACUUGAAAUCCUAGCGAACAAAGUGGUGAACAACACGGCACCCCCUCCCCCUCAAGCCCCCAACCCGCCGGUGCCCUACAAUGGACAUAACAACACGCAUUAUGACGAGGAUAUGGGAUACAGAACAAUGACCCGAGAAGACGCUGCAAUACUCCAACAGCCGCAAUACCACGCUCCUCUGCAUCAACAACACCAGCCGCCACACCAGCCACCACUUCAACAACACCAGCCACAGCUUCAGCAACACCAGCCGCAGCUCCAACAACACCAGCCGCAGCUGCAACAGGUCCAACCUCAACCGCAACACCACCCACCCAGCCAGUACCACGCGCCGCAUCAUCAUCACCCGGCCGCCCUUCCCGCCAGCGUAACACAAAACGCUCCCGCACCACCUCCCCACGGGGUUCACACACUGCCUCAUGCGCCCGCGCCGCCGGGACACGGACACCAUCGUACCAACAGUGCGCCGAUGCCGCCGAAUAUGUCUCUAUCGGCCGCCUCUACGAUCACCGCCCCUCCACCCGUACCACCGCAUCAGAACCUACCCGCGCCCGCUAACGGGCCGAUAGCACCCCCCACUCCUCCAGCCGCUCCACAGCCUCCACCUAUGCAACAAACCCCGCCUCCUCAGCCCGCAGCGCCGGCACCUCCCCCGCCGCCGCCCCCACCAGGCGCGGCGCCACCCCCCGCGGUCCCCACGCCCACCCCCGCGUGCCCCCCGCCGCCCCCGCCCCCGCCGCAGCCCCCCGCGACGGACAUCUCUGGGUUAGCGGCACAGCUACAGCAAGCCCGGCUCAAACGACAGGCCAAGCAACAACAGCAGCAGUCUUCAGGCAGUGCGACCCCCGGCAGUGAAGCCUCCCCCCCUGGGGGCGUGGGGGGUUCGGACCCCCCUGCCAACCCCCGCGGCAAUCUACACUGUAUGAUGCACGAAAUGCAACGGACUCUCGCGCGGCGCAGAGCGCAUCUCGCGCAUCUGGAUAAGAGCGAGCAGGAGUCGUCAACAGAGAGCUCAGCCAGUUCUACACCCAUGAAAUCAUGGGAAAGGUCCGCCACACUGCCACAUAGGAUGCCCGCAGCUUGCAAUGGCAACUCUUCGAACAAUGAUGGAAGUGCGCCGGCGCAGUCCCCCCGGGCGGCGAGGAAACGGUUCGGCUCCGCCAGCGAGGAAACUAUACUAAAGCAAGUGAAUGGCGGAAAUGAGAAUGGCUGCGUGUCCGCCGCCGAGUGGGACAGUUUCAAGCAAGACGUGCUCCGCGAGAUACGUACUCAAGUCAGCCAGAUGAAGCGGGAAAUACUUGAUGCCAUGAAGGCAGAGUUUGCCCGCAGGUAAGCUAGUCCGUCGCAGGCCGCACCGGUGGAACAGUUCUAAACAAACAUACCAUACACCCGCAUCUUAUGUACUGUAGAGAUCAUCUCUGUUAUAUGGACAGUUCUAAACAAAUAUCCCAUACACACGUCUUAUGUACCGUAGAGAUUAUCGCUAAGUUAUAUGGACAUUUCUAAACAAAUAUACCGUACAUACGUCUUAUGUACCGUAGAGAUUAUCGCUAAGUUAUAUGGACAUUUCUAAACAAAUAUACCGUACAUACGUC